AUACACAAAUAUUUUUUUUCUACUUAAGCAAUUUAAUUAAUGUGAGAAUAUUAUAAUUCACUAUGUCUAAAAUACUUGAAAAAUAAGUGUGUUGAAGCAAUACAAUGUGCAGUUGUUCAUGAAGGAGACACAUUAUAUCAACAUAUACACUCACUAAAACAGUCUUCCUUGCAACCACCUCACUGUGUAUCUCUGGCCAGAUUUAUGAUGAACAAAAAAAAAAAAAGUGUGUAAAAGAGACUUCUCAACAACAGAAUUUAGUAUAACAUAUGAAAACUCAUAAUGAACAAAAACUAUAUCAAUGUUCAGAAUGUCUAAAAGACUUUCGGAAAACAAAUUUAGUAAGUCACAUGGAAGCUCAUACUGGAGAGCAACCAUAUCAUUGUUCAGAAUGUCUGAAAAACUUUUCUGAGAAAUCUCAUUUAGUAAGACACAUGAGAACUCAUACUGGAGAGAAAUCAUAUCAAUGUCUUGAAUGUCUAAAAGACUUUAAUCAAAAAUCAAAUUUAGUUAGUCACAUGAGAACUCAUACUGGAGAGAAGCCAUAUCAGUGUUCAGAAUGUCUGAAAAACUUUUCUGAGAAAUCUCAUUUAGUAAAACACAUGAGAAACUCAACUGGUGAGAAACCAUAUCAGUGUUCAGAAUGUCUGAAAAACUUUUCUGAGAAAUCUCAUUUAGUAAGCCACAUGAGAACUCAUACUGGAGAGAAACCAUAUCAGUGUUCAGAAUGUCUGAAAAACUUUUCUGAGAAAUCUCAUUUAGUAAGACACAUGAGAACUCAUACUGGAGAGAAACCAUAUCAGUGUUCAGAAUGUCUGAAAAACUUUUCUAGAAAAUCAAGUUUUAUAAGUCACAUGAGAACUCAUACUAGAGAGAAACCGUAUCAGUGUUCAGAAUGUCUAAAAGGCUUUAAUCAAAAAUCAAGUUUAGUUAGUCACAUGAGAACUCAUUCUGGAGAGAAACUAUAUGAGUGUUCAGAAUGUCUAAAAGACUUUUCUUAUAGAAAGGAUUUAGUGAGACACAUGAGAACUCAUACUGGAGAGAAACCUUAUCAGUGUCCAGAAUGUCUAAAAGACUUUAAUCAAAAAUCACAUUUAGUUAGUCACAUGAGAACUCAUACUGGAGAGAAACCAUAUAAGUGUUCAGAAUGUCUAAAAGAUUUUAAUCAAAAAUCAAAUUUAGUUAGUCACAUGAGAACUCAUACUGGAGAGAAACCAUAUCAGUGUUCAGAAUGACUUGAAUGAAAAUUCAAGUGUGGUAUGACACAUCAGAAGUCAUACUGGAGAGAGAUAUCAGUUUUCAAUAUACAUAAAAAAGUUUUUCCAUUCUUCUAAUUUAGUAAAUAAAUCAUAAAAGAAUUCAUACAAGUUAGAAAUCAUGUUAGUGUACUCCAUGGCCUGGUGGGAAAAGCUCUCACUUCACACAUUGAGGGUCCGGGUUUAAUUCCUAGCAAAGAGGUGGAAACAUUGCACGUGUUACACUGGUGGUCUAUGUUCACCCAUCAGUAAUAAUGGGUACCUGGGUGUUAGUCGGCUGGUGCAGUUUGCAUCCUGGGACAAAAUUGACGUAAUUUGCCUGAAAUGCUGUGUAUAACAAGCAGCUUUCUAUAUAGUAUGUGACUGAUGUCAGCUAGGCCUGUAUAACUUGUACAGUGGACCCUUGACCAACUAUUUUAAUCCGUUGCAGAGAGCUUGCCCUUAGCCAAAUUAAUUUUCCCCAUAAGAAAUAAUGGAAAUCCAAUUAAUCCGUUCUAGACACCCAAAAGCAUUAAAAAAAAAUUUCACAUGAAAUAUACAUUUUCCUACUCAGAAAACAGUGAUACAGUGGACCCUCGACUAACGAUGGCAUCGCAUAACGUUAAAUCCGCCUAGCGAUACAUUUUAACACAAAAAUUUUGCCCCUCCUAGCGCUAAAAAACUCGCUCAACGCAAUUCGUCCGAGACGCGUCCACGUGCGGCCUGAGCCAGCCUCACUUGUUCCGUGGGUGGCAGUGUUUACAAGCCAGCCUCUGCGGUCACAUCCAAGCAUACAGUCGGAACAUUUCAUAUUAUCAUAGCGUUUUUAGUGAUUUCACCUGCAAAAUAAAUGACCAUGGGCCCCAAGAAAGCUUCUAGUGCCAGCCCUGUGGUAAAAAGGGUGAGAAAUACUAUCGUACCACAGUCAGCUGCUGCUGCACCACAGUCACCUGCUGCUGGACCAGUCAGCUGUUGCUGCACCACAGCUGCUGCUGCUGCACCACAGCUGCUGCUGCACCAUAGUCAGCUGCUGCUGCACCUGGGUCAGCUGUUGCUGCUCUACAGUCAGCUGCUGCUGCACCACAGCUGCUGCUACACCUCAGCUGCUGCUGCACCACAGCUGCUGCUGCACCAUGGUCAGCUGUUGCUGCACCAGAGUCAGCUGUUGCUGUUGCUGCACCACCAUCAGCUGUAUUACUCGAAGAUGUGGAGAGUGUGUUGUUGGUAUGUCUUAACAUGGAACAAUUACCGAGAAACGAUUAACCCCAGAGGGUUAGCCACCCAGAAUAACCCAAGAAAGUCAGUGCAUCAUCGAGGACUGUCUGACUUAUUUCCAUUGGGGUCCUUAAUCUUGUCCCCCAGGAUGCGACCCACAACAAUUGACUAACACCCAGGUGAACAGGAAAAAAUGCCUGGAACUAGUGCUCAUAUUGGUGAAGUUAGUGGGGAGGAUGUGGAAGAAUUGGUGGAGGAGGACAAUGAAGAACUAACCACUGAUGAGUUGCUAGAUCAUCUUCAACAGCAAGAGGCCACACCUGAGGAAACUGCUCUGGAGGAGGGGAGAGAGAAAUUGAAGAAGUUGCCUAUAUCAAAGAUUAAGGAAAUAUGUGCAAUGUGGCUUAAAGUGCAAACCUUUUUUUGAUGAAAAUCACCCUGACACAGCUAUUGCAAGCCGUGUUGGUGACUAUUACACUGACAAUGUUGUGAAACACUUUAGAAAAGUCAUAAAGGAACGAGAGGUACUGGCCUUUAUGGACAGAUAUGUUGUGCGACAAAAGUCCAGUGACUCUGAAGCUGGUCCUAGUGGUAUUAAAAGAAGAAGGGAAGUAACUCCGGAAAAGGACUUGUUACCUCAAGUCCUAAUGGAAGGGGAUUCUGCUUCUAAACAUUAAGACCAUCCACACACUCCCCUCCUCCCAUCCCAUCAAUCAUCACCAGUACAUCUCUUCUUCAGUUUGUGUGUAUUAAAAUUAAUAUUUCAUGUGGUAAAAAAUUUUUUUUUUCAUACUUUGGGGUGUCUUGCGUGGAUUAAUUUGAUUUCCAUUGUUUCUUAUGGGGAAAAUUAAUUUGCCUAACGAUAUUUUCGCCUAACGUUGAGCUCUCAGGAACGGAUUAAUAUCGUUAGGCGAGGGUCCACUGUACAUGAAGAAUAAAUACUACAUGUAGAAUAUACUACAUGAAGAAUAAAUGACACUUACCUUUAUUGAAGAUUUAUUGAUGAGUGAUGAGAGGAGGGGAGAUAAUGAAGGUGUAUUAUUGCUUGGAAGGGGAAUCCCCUUCCAUUAGGACUUUAGGUAGUAAGUUCUUUUCCGAGGUUACUUCCCUUCUUUUUUUUAAUGUCACGGGUAUCAACUUGACAGUCACUGGACCUCUGUUGCACCAAAAAUCUGUCUAUAGAGCGUUCCUUUAAGAUGUCCCUAAAAUGGGACACAACAUUGUCAUUGUAAAAGUCACCAGCACAGUUUGCAAUAGCUGUGUCAGGGUGAUGUUCAUCCAUAAUGGCUUGCAACUUUGUCCACAUUGUACAAAUCUCCUUAAUCAUUGACAAAGGCAACUUCCUCCAUCUCUCCCCUGUGAAGAAAUUUCCUCAGCUGUGGUCUCUUGCUGUUGCAGAUGCUAUUUCAGCCCAUCAGUGGACUUUCCCAGUCACACAAUACUUUCCUCAACUGGCACAGGCUCUUUAGGGUCAGCCCCAAACCCUUCAAAUCCCUCUCUUGUACACAUUGAUGCCACAAUUUCCUCCAAGUAGAGUUCAAAGUCCUGCAAGUCACUCCCUGCCAAGCCUUAACUAUAAGAAACCAUAAGGUUUAUGGAACUGAGGAUACUGAUGUGAUCUUUCCAAAACUCUCUUAGAGUCAAUUCAGUGUCUGAGGUCACUUCAAAGCACUUUUGAAACACUGCUUUGGUGUAAAACUUUUUGAAAUUUGAAAUGACCUGCCGGUCUGUGGGCUGGAGGAGAGGAGUGGUGUUAGGAGGCAAAAAUUUGUCUUUGAUAAAACUAAACUCCCACACAAUUCACUCUUGCAAGUCUGGAGGAUGAGCAGGUGCAUUGUCUAAUACAAGGAGACACUUGAGGUCCAAUUUAUUUUCCAGGAGGUAAUUUUUCACAGUGGGGCCAAACACACAAUAGAACCAAUCAUAGAAAAUGUCCCUAGUGACCCAUGCCUUACUGUUUGCCUUCCA
This is a messenger RNA of Cherax quadricarinatus, 4418 nucleotides long. NCBI's taxonomy places the organism in Eukaryota, Metazoa, Arthropoda, Malacostraca, Decapoda, Parastacidae. The record is from RefSeq and is a predicted model, not a curated record.